This is a messenger RNA of Amphibalanus amphitrite, 855 nucleotides long. RefSeq names its product glutamate receptor ionotropic, delta-2-like. Gene Ontology annotation, molecular function: glutamate-gated receptor activity. Gene Ontology annotation, cellular component: membrane. The coding region runs from base 1 to 855 and encodes 284 amino acids. Lineage: Eukaryota; Metazoa; Arthropoda; Thecostraca; Balanomorpha; Balanidae. The record is from RefSeq and is a predicted model, not a curated record. The transcript is spliced from 2 exons.
AUGGCCGGUCUUCACUUCGUGGGCGGAAACUGGUCAACGGAGAGCCACGAUCUAGCCACGGAGCCAGAGCUGCGAAUCGCGGCUUUUCAUGAUCCGCCCUACGUCUGGAUACACACCGGCCCUGACGGUUCUGUCAGUUAUGAGGGUUAUCUGUUUGAUGUGUGGAAGGCCAUAGCCCAGCCGCUGAACCUCAGCUACCGUCUGGUACCCGUAAUGAAGAGACAGUUCGGACGGCUGGAUGAGAACGGGACAUGGACUGGACUGGUGGGAGAGCUGGCCUACGGGAGAGCCGAUGUAGCCCUGACCUGGCUCCACAAAAGGGCGGACCGAUCGGAGGUGGUCGAAUUUUUGGACGCUGCAGCUGUCGAAGAGGGUGUCAGCACCUUUUACGUCAGCAAGAGCCUGGAUGCUAAUCUCAGCUUCAGCGCUGAUGGUUUUAGCCCUUUACUAAAGCCGCUCCACGUGUCAGUCUGGUGGAUGCUGCUCGGCGCGUUCUUACUGCUCUCACUGGCGCUGAGGUUCUCCAUUCGACUGAGUAGGACCGAGGACAGGCAAACCAGCACAGAGAUGACGUGGACGGCCUGCCUGCUGUCUGUGUUCGGGUCGCUGGUCGGCCAGGGCUGGCCCUCGGUGCCCAGCUUUUUGUCCGGCCGUGUUAUCACAAUGCUCACCUGGCUGUUGUACAUCAUCAUCGUCAACAGCUACACGGCGACAAUGGUUUCUUAUCUAACAAUUGUCAAAAUCGAACGACCGAUCAACAGUCUGAAGGAAUUCUCGGAAAGAUCUGACUGGAAGCUGCUGCUGCACCGUCCACAGACGGGCGGGCAGACCGCCGCGCUGUCGAUGCCCGCCUAA